Notolabrus celidotus (New Zealand spotty) is the source of this 2731-nucleotide messenger RNA. It is a transcript of the gene ecd, whose product is annotated as ecdysoneless homolog (Drosophila). Gene Ontology annotation, cellular component: nucleus. Lineage: Eukaryota; Metazoa; Chordata; Actinopteri; Labriformes; Labridae. The record is from RefSeq and is a predicted model, not a curated record.
GUAGGAACUAUUCUUCGCAACACGUGUUACUCUGUCGAGAGGAAUAAUGUGUGGGACCCAAACAGUGAUGCAUGGCGUGAAAGCAACGCUCAGACAAAUUACUUGAGUUUCCUAUUAUCUCGCCUUGAAUAUUAUGUUGACAGCAUUAAAAUAACGUCUUAUAGCUAAAAUACGACAAGAUCUUUAAAAAACUACCACGAUGGAUGCCCUGCAGAGGAGAGUGAUUGAGGAGGAUAUGGUUCAGUACAAACUCUUCUUGGUCAAGCCCGAUGGUUCAUCUUCACAGCAGAAUGAGGAGCGUCUUACUCGACUAGUGGAGGAAAUUUUGGCAAAAGUUGCUCCCCUCUUGAUGCAGUACAUCUGGCAGCAUCAGCCCUUCAACCUCAAGUUUCAUACUGAGAAAGGCGGUGUCCCUGCUCACAUUGGAGGGAGUACUCAGUUUGGGGACAACGUGGACGACGAGUGGUUCAUUGUUUACCUCUUGCAGCAAAUCACAGAGGCUUUUCCAGAGCUAGCAGCCAGAGUUGAAGACAAUGAUGGGGAGUUUCUUCUGAUCGCAGCAGACUAUCUUCCCAAGUGGUUGAAUCCUGACAGCAGUGAAAACAGAGUCUUCUUCUUUAGAGGAGGGUUACAUAUUCUUCCCUGUCCUUCCAAAUCCUGUUCGGUGGGGAUCUCAAAAGACGUGGUACCAAGUGUGACACAAGCUCUAGAGCUGCUCUCCAGCCAUCCAGAGUCGUGUCAGGCAAGCCCAAAGAUUUGUGCAGUCCUGAAGAAGCGUCUAGAGGGGUACCCAGAGAAGAUUCAAACCAGCCUCCAUCGAGCCCACUGCUUCAUACCUGCCGGAGUUGCUGCAGUGUUAGCACAGCGUCCUGACCUGGUGGCCCCUGCAGUUUCAGCAUUUUACCUGCGUGAUCCCGUUGAUCUGCAGGCGUGUCGAAGCUUCAAGACCUUUCCUGCUGAUACCCGGGUCCUCUCAAUGGUGACAUUCACACGCUGCCUGUACGCUCAGCUCCAGCAGCAGCAGUUCACCCCAGACCGGAGGAGUGGCUUCACCCUGCCUCCUCGCUCUCAACUGCAGUACAAAGCACAUGAGCUUGGCAUGAAACUGGCCCAUGGCUUCGAGAUCCUGUGCUCCAAGUGCAGGCUGCCAUCUUCAGAGCCUGAUGCCCCCGUCAGUUGUAACCCUCAGUGGAAAAGCUUCAUGGACAGUCUGAAAAGGAACAACUACUUCAGGGGAGAACUCAAGGGUUCAGCCCUUUAUGGGGAACUGAUGAGAUCUGCAGAAAACUUCUUCAAACAGUCUGUCGCUUCAAAAUCCAGUGUUUUGUCCCCAGGUGAGGAGGUUCUCCAGCUGCUGCACAGCUGCAAACCACUCAACUUGGAGGAGCUGAAGAAACAAGAGUCACAGCUCCCCCCAGAGGACAGUGACAGCUGGCUGGAUAUCACAGCUCAGGACUUGGAGCGCAUGCUGCAGGAUCUGGGUGGGGGGGCAGCUGAUGUUGGCAGCCAAAACUCCAGCUCCACCAAACAAACGCAGCAUGAUGUCGGGCAAGCAGAGGAGAGGAGAAAGGAGACAAAAGACAGCAGGGAGGAGGAGGAGGAAGUGGAGGAGCAAGGUUACAGCCUGGUGGCAGUCAGUCAGGGGAUGAAGAACUUCCUUAGUGCAAUGUCGUCGCAUGAGGGAGCUGAACUGCCCUGGAGCAGUUCAUCUCAACCUUUCGGAUUUGAACCUGACUCCAUGGCCAACGCGCUGGACAGACUGCUAGGAAGCAAAGAAGAAGUAGAGCUGGAUUCAGAUGAUCUAGAUGAUGAUGAAGAUGAUGAUGAAGAGGAGGAGGAGGAGGUAGGAGUGGAAGGAUCAUCUGGAGAGGAAGAAAUGAAUGGGACAGAGGCUCUGGACGGCCUCAGAAGAUACAUGGACCAAAUGGACGAGGAGCUCAUGAGCACGAAUAUAGGACAAAGCUUCAAUCAGACGCAGAACUACAACAAACCAGGUCUCAACAAUGGCUCCCCACAUACCUCCGCUAAAGACAGUGUACCGUUGCAAGACGGUUCAGAAGAUGCAGAGGAAGAGAUCCAGCCUCUGGACGUUGACCUCAAUCUGGUCACAAACCUGCUGGAGUCCCUCAGCUGCCAGGCUGGACUGGCCGGACCAGCCUCCAACCUGCUGCAGAGUCUGGGACUACACCUACCACCGAACGCAGAUUCCUCGUGAGGACAGAAGUUGGACUUAGAGGGCGGUAAUGAAGAGUUCAUCAUUUCUGCUGAGAUAUUUCAGAUGUCCUGUGAAGCUUUUAUUUUGUGUACAUUCAUGUUAAGAAACAUCAUUUGUACUGUAAGUCUGUAUUUUUUAGGAACAAAAAACACUCUCAUAAAAUAAUACAAUUAUGUACAAGAAUUUACCAGAUUUUUUUCACAGUAGAUUACAGGGCAAAUGUAUGGCAGUGUUAAAAUGUUAACCUUUAGGUUUCAGUGUUAAUACUGUGGAUUUUGAUGUAUUUGUGGUCAUGAAUCCCUUUUUGUUUUCAUGGUCCUUAAUCCUGCAAACCAUGCCAGAACACCUAACAAAACAAGAUGCAUCCCUCAUCGAGCCUCAUGUUUGAUUAACGUUACAGAAAAAUUCAACUGCAAGUUAUAACAGGAGUUUUAUACAUUCUGCUUUUUGUGUCUUUGGGGAUUUGACUGCACUUGCAUCAGAUGUUUGAAAAAGAAUAAAUAUUUUUGCAAUAUA